AUGUACUCACGGGACGCCAUUGCACAAGCUGCCUCUGCUUUCGCUCUUGCCUUAGUUGCUAUGGCGCUAGCGGAUGACAGGCUGGUGGUGCUUGAGUGUCUAGAACUAUGGCGUUUAAAUCUUGCUGCAUCGGCACUAACCGAAUUUUCCUUCCUUUUCUUUCUUUACAACCUCUCAUUCGUUGACAUCUGUUUCUCCUCCACCGUCGUGCCCAAAAUACUUGUGAAUACAUUGUCUAAAGACAAAAGCAUUUCCUUCUUAGGAUGUGCCUCUCAGAUGUAUUUCUCCUUGGCACUGGGAGCUACAGAAUGUAUAACAUUGGCAGUGAUGGGCUACGACAGAUAUGUAGCCAUCUGCAACCCUUUACGAUAUCAGAUCAUCAUGAAUAAAAAACUAUGUUUAUGCCUGGCAGCUUUUUCCUGGACUGUGAGCUUUCUGAAUGCCAUCAUUCAUGCUACCUUCACUUUUGAGUUGCCAUACUGCAAGUCCAAUCAUGUUAACCAUUUCUUUUGUGAAAUGCCCCCACUUUUCAUGCUCUCCUGUAGAGACACCUUAUUCAAUGAAGUGGCUGUAUACAUCUCAGGGGGAAUAAUUGCAUUGUGCUCAUUUUUGUUGACUAUAGUUUCCUAUUUUCACAUAAUUACCACCAUCUUGAAGAUUCAUACCUCCAAAGGGAGGUACAAGGCAUUCUCCACCUGUGCUUCACACCUUACUGUGGUUUCUCUCUACUAUGGAACCAUUGUGUUCAUGUAUUUGCGUCCCCGACACAGUUACUCACCAGAUCGGGACAGAGUCAUCUCUAUACUUUACACAGUGGUGACUCCAAUGUUGAAUCCUAUCAUCUACAGUAUAAGAAAUAAGGAUGUCACAGGAACUCUAAAAAAAAAAUUCAUAAGAAAAGAUAAACAUUGA
Molecule: messenger RNA, 912 nt
Organism: Hyla sarda
Lineage: Eukaryota; Metazoa; Chordata; Amphibia; Anura; Hylidae
Product: olfactory receptor 5V1-like
Exons: 4
Coding region: 1-912 (303 amino acids)
Biological process (GO): G protein-coupled receptor signaling pathway
Cellular component (GO): membrane
Molecular function (GO): olfactory receptor activity; G protein-coupled receptor activity
Source: RefSeq, a predicted model, not a curated record